Molecule: messenger RNA, 7039 nt
Organism: Oncorhynchus gorbuscha (pink salmon)
Lineage: Eukaryota; Metazoa; Chordata; Actinopteri; Salmoniformes; Salmonidae
Product: partitioning defective 3 homolog
Exons: 27
Coding region: 290-4504 (1404 amino acids)
Biological process (GO): microtubule cytoskeleton organization; intracellular protein localization; cell adhesion
Cellular component (GO): apical plasma membrane; apical junction complex; cell cortex
Molecular function (GO): protein binding; phosphatidylinositol binding
Source: RefSeq, a predicted model, not a curated record
GUCUUGACCAGAGUGUGGAGGCCGUUCCCCAAUCGAAUCCUGAUGGAGCUGUUGCUCCCUGCACUAGUCUGGGAACGUGGAAACAGAAGGAGGACUAAACAGGUGGUCAGAAACACACAGCUAACAAUGUUGUCCCUGGAUAAAAUGUGAAAGAUAUUUUGGUCUCAUCUCUUUUUAAGGAUACAAGAUUCAAUAACCAAAUUUAAUUCAUGUUUCGGCUGACUUUCAAAGGGAUAAUUUAUCCUCGGUUUUCCUCCGAAUCUGGGCAAGAUCUAUCGGAUAUUAAACUAUGAAAGUGACUGUGUGUUUUGGAAGGACUAGGGUGGUGGUACCGUGCGGAGAUGGAAAUAUCAAAAUCCAUAUUCUCAUCCAGCAAGCCGUCAUGAGAUACAAAAAAGCAAUUGCAAAGGAUGCCAGCUACUGGUUACAGGUGCACCGGUUGGAGCAUGGGGACGGAGGUAUCCUGGACCUGGAUGACGUGCUGUGUGAUGUGGCUGAUGACAAAGACCGGCUGGUGGCGGUGUAUGAUGAACAGGAACCUCACCAUGGUGGUGACGGCACCAGCGCCAGCUCAACGGGCACCCAGAGUCCCGACCUGUAUGCCACUGAGCUCAUCACAAGCAGCAUGUCUGCUUUCCAGCCCUACCAGGCCGCCAGCGAGAUAGAAGUCACUCCGUCCGCCCUCCGAACUAAUAUGCCCCUCCAUGUGCGUCGCAGCAGUGAUCCAGCACUGGCGACGGUCAAUGGGCCAUUCAGCGACCCCCGUGUGACCCUGCCGCCAGAGGAGCCGUCCAGGAAGAACCCCACCCGCUGGUCCACCACAGCUGGUUUCCUCAAACCACGACACUCUGUUGGAGACACCAGCACUGAAGCCAACAGCCUGGAGAGAAAGGGUAAGGUUGUGGACACGUACCGUAGUCUCCCCCGUGACUCAGGGACCUGGGCAAACGAGAGAGAGUUCCAGAGAGAGACGGCCCGCUCCUCCCUGAGCGCCAACCAUCCCAUGGUAGACCGCUGGCUGGAGAGACAGGAGCAGGAGGAGGGGGGGCACGGGGAGGAGGAGAACGGCAGGAUCGAGCCGGUUGGCCGAGCUGACUCCUGUAUGGCCCACACCCCUGUGAGGUCACUGGAUCUAAUCUUCAGUGACAUUGUAAAGCUGGUAGAAGUGUCCAAUGACGGCGGGCCCUUGGGGAUCCAUGUAGUGCCUUUCAGUGCCCAGGACCGCAGGACUCUCGGCUUGUUGGUCAAGCGCCUGGAGAGGGGAGGCAAGGCGGAGCAACAUAGUCUGUUCCAGGAGAAUGACUGCAUCGUACGCAUUAAUAAUGGAGACCUGCGAAACAUCCGCUUCGAACAAGCCCAGAACAUGUUCCGCCAGGCCAUGCGUUCACCAGUCAUCAUGUUCCAUGUGGUUCCCAACCUGAUGAAGGCCCAGUAUGAGCAGCUGUCACACAGCGAGAGGAACCCCGACGUGGCCUACUCCUCUGGAAGCUUCAGCCCUGACUCCGUAGUCAGCGAGAGAGGCAGCACAACCUCAGGCCUGGACCACACCCCACAGAGGAUGUCCCGUGGUCCCCACCCUCACCAGCACCCCGAGCAGGGUGACGCCUACAUCUCUCUACCUCACCCCCAUGUGCUUGCCCAUGGGGGCUCCAUGGGCAAGCCCCCAUUAGGCCACGCCCCUCCAGGCCGCACCCCCUCCCCUCACAGGGUGCUAAACUCCACCCCCACGGCGGGCUUCACCAAAAAGGUCGGCAGGAGACUGAACAUCCAGCUGAAAAAAGGUCCGGAGGGUCUGGGUUUCAGCAUCACAUCGCGUGACGUCCCCAUCGGCGGCUCGGCGCCCAUCUACGUGAAGAACAUCCUGCCCCGAGGAGCUGCCAUCCAGGACGGACACCUCAAGGCCGGAGAUAGGCUGCUGGAGGUGAACAGAGUGGACCUGGUUGGGUUGACCCAGGAGGAGGUGGUCUGUCUGCUGAGGGCCACGCCCAUGGGAGGGGCUGUGGGGCUUGUGGUGUUACGACAGGAGGAGACCUUCCUGCCCAGAGAAGUGAAUGCAGAACCCCAGAUGCAAAGCCCCAGAGAUUUGAAGAUUGAGGAGGAUGACCUGGUGUUGACCCCGGAUGGUACCAGGGAGUUCCUGACCUUUGAGAUCCCUCUGAGUGACUCCGGGUCGGCGGGGUUAGGGGUCAGCGUCAAGGGCAACCGCUCCAAGGAGAACCACUCUGACCUGGGCAUCUUCGUCAAGUCCAUCAUCAACGGGGGAGCUGCCUGCAAGGAUGGAAGGCUGCGGGUCAACGACCAGCUGAUAGCGGUGAACGGGGAGUCGUUGCUAGGCAAGACCAACCAGGAAGCCAUGGAGACGCUAAGGAAGUCCAUGUCGGUAGAGGGCAACAAGCGUGGGAUGAUUCAGCUGAUUGUGGCCAGGAGGGUCACUAAACGCAACGAGUUGGAGGCCUCUGGGAGCCCCCUGGGACCGGAGCAGACCCUCAACUCCACCCUGCUGGACGACCGGGAGCGUCGGAUCUCCCACUCUCUGUACGGAGGCAUAGAGGGCCUGGACGACAACCUGAUGCCACGGCAGACACUAAUGGGCCGAAUGAUGGGUAACUACCAGCUCUCCCCUACAGUCAACAUGCCCCAGGACGACACAGUCAUCAUCGAAGACGAUAGGCUGCCAGUACUUCCUACCCAUCUCUCUGACCAAUCGUCCUCCAGCUCACAUGACGACGUGGGUGUCCCUCCCCCCUGGGCCAAAGAGAUUCAAAUUCAGAAUGAGAGCCCUCUGAGCCCUGAUGACACUGACCCAGACGGAGCCUUUCAGAGGGAGGGCUUCGGCAGACAGAGCAUGUCUGAGAAACGGACAAAGCAGUUUGGAGAUGCCAGUCAGCUGGAGAUCAUCAAGACACGCAAGUCCAAGAGCAUGGAUCUAGUAGCCGACGAGAUUAACCUCACCCCUCGCAAAGAGAACACACCAGGGUCUUCCACCAGGGACGUGGGUCCUUUCUUAGGCCUCAAGAAGUCCAGCUCUCUAGAGAGUUUACAGACAGCCGUUGCCGAGGUAACGCUGAACGGUGACAUGCCCUUCCACAGGCCACGCCCACGCAUCAUCAGGGGGCGGGGCUGCAAUGAGAGCUUCCGGGCUGCCAUCGACAAGUCAUACGACAGGCCAGCCGCUACAGAGGAUGACGAUGAGGACAUGGAGACAUUGGAGGAGGACACCGAGGAGAGCUCUCGGUCCGGGCGUGACUCUGUGUCCACCGUGGCAGAUCUGACGCCACUGCCUAACACCGAGAGACCGCUGGUCAACGGCAACCGCACCGAUGAAGACGAGAAGGACAAGGGAGGGAAUGACAAAAAGAAACAGAAGGACAAAGAGAAGGACAGCAAGAACAAGGCUAAGAAAGGCAUGCUGAAAGGCCUGGGAGACAUGUUCAGGUUUGGUAAACAUCGCAAGGACGGAGAGAAAAUUGAGCGUAAAGGGUCAAGCAAGUGGAGGCCGGAAGAGCUGCAAGCCUCAGAGGAAGAAACACUGAGGAUGAGACUGGAGCAGGAGAGGAUCCAGCUUAAGACCCGGGAGCUGCGGGAACGGCAGGCACGGGAGAGGGACUACGCUGAGAUCCUGGACAUCAACCUGAGCCGAGACGAGGAGCACCCCUAUGCCGGCAUCGGCCCCCUGGACACGUCCCUGGGCAGCGGACACAGCCGUCCCCAGAGCCCCCGAGACAACGACCACCACCACCAAGACUCCUCCCUCUACACCCAAGUCGGCAAGGCCCGCAACGCAAACGGACGCCCUCCCUCCGCCGACAGCAACAGACUAGCGCCUAGCAACCACGACCGGAUACAGCGGCUGAGGCAUGAGUUCCAGCAGGCCAGGGAGGACGAUGACCCAGACGACCGGAGACGCACCUAUAGCUUCGAGCAGCCCUGGCAGAACACCACCAACACCGGUCCAAGCCCGUACCAGACAGACAGACAACAGACAGGCCGACACUCUGUGUCUGUAGAGAUGCAGAUGCAGAGACAGAGGCAGGAGGAGAGAGACGCCUUCCAACAGGCGCAGAGACAGUACAGCUCUCUGCCACGACAACCCAGGAAGAACCCUAGCUCCAUCUCUCAGGACUCCUGGGUCAAGGUCUACCCGCCGGGCGAGGGCUUCCAGACGACCAAGGAGAACCCUCGCUACUCCAGCUACAAGGGCUCCAGGAACGGCUCCCCGGGGGUGAGCAGUGUGAAUGCCCGCGUCUUGCUGGAGGCCCAGGAGCUGCUGAGGCAGGAGCAGAGACGCAGGGAGCAGAAGGCCAAAGGGAAGCAGCUACAACUAGCACCCCCGCAGGAGCACCACGGGAACAACACCUACAAUGCCACUCUGUCAUACUCAGCUCACAUGGACCCUGUGUCGCCUAAGGGCCCCUAUAGACAGGACGUACCCCCCUCGCCCUCCCAGCUGGCCAGGCUCAACAGGCUGCAGGGGCCUGAGAAGGGGAGGCCCUUCUACUCCUGAGGGGAUAAGGGUGGGAAAGGGACAGGGCAGCCAAGAAGAGGCCACAGUUGGUGGCGACUACUUCAGGAGCUGAUUAGCUAUAGAAUGGGGAGGCCCUUCUACUCCUGAGGGGAUAUGGACAGGGUAGGCCAGAGGGGCCAUACUUGUGGACAAUGUGAAUAGGGAAGUGUUAGUAUUAAUGGCCUCUUAGUGACCUCCGUUCAGUCCCAGUCAGUCCUGUUUCCUCACACAGACUGUUGUUAAAUGAGACUUUCAGUGCCUCCUGUGUUCAUGGACAUGAUGCUUUCUGGGGUAGUAGUGGUGUUGUGGGAUUCAUAGACAUCUGUCACCCUCACGCUCUGACAAUCAUACAGGCAAACAGAUGUUUUUUCAAACAAUGGAGAAGUGUGUGUGUGUGUGUGUGUGUGUGUGUGUGUGUGUGUGUGUGUGUGUGUGUGUGUGUGUGUGUGUGUGUGUGUGUGUGUGUGUGUGUGUGUGUGUGUGUGUGUGUGUGUGUGUGUGUGUGUGUGUGUGUGUGUGUGUGUGUGUGUGGCGUGUGUGGCGUGUGUGGCGUGUGUGUGGCCGAGAGACUGUCUUAAUGUAUGUAUGUGCGCUAUGCUAGUGUGGUGUGGACACUUACAAGGUCGCCUGGUUUUGUUAAACCAUGGCUCCUACUUGACAUGCCCUCCCCUGGACAUGAACCUCCCCAUAGUUGGUAGUACACUAACACGUCAAAACAACAACGCUGAGCUCUCACUAUUCUAUUUCUCUGUUUUCAUCCUUUCUUUCUUUACUUCAGUAGUCACCAGUGGGCUAGAGAAAAGGGAGGGAGUGUGUAAAAGGAGGGGGAGCAUAGCACUGGUUAUUAAUGAAGGACUCUCAUAAAUUAUUCAUGUGUGUGCCAUCUCCAUGGAGAGAGUCUGAUCCACCGCCUGGCCUCUCUGCUCUGGGCACGGCUAACCUGGCCUGCCUGUCUCUGGCUUCCUCCUCUCCCUCACCACCACUUUCUCCUCCUUCUCUCCUCCUCUUUCCCCUAUCCUCCUCCCCCUCACCACCUUUUUCACCUCUUCUCCCCCUCACCUCUUUCACCUCUCCUCCUCUUCCACCUCUCCUCCUUCCCCCCACCACCCCUUCCACCUCUCCUCUUCCCCCUUCCACUCCUAGUUCAGCUCUUCUCAUCCCCCUCGCGUCCUUUACCAACUCUUCCCCCGUCAACCCUGCACUGAAUUUUGCAUCACAAGCUGCCUGCCACAGCCAAAGAACAGAACACACACCUAGAGGCUGCUGUGUAGUGGAGGGCCACACCACAGUUUCUCUCCGCAGAGAGACAAUCGGAGUACCGACGCAAGAUUUAGGUUCAAUCUUCCCUUGUUCAUAAAAAAUAAAUAGUGUUUGAGUGGUAAUUGCUUUCAGCUGCCGUAUAGCGGAGUACUAGUGAGUCGCUCUCCUCCUGUAAAUAUUGGACCUUUAAUGUAACGAUGCUCUGAUGUCUAUGAAAUGUACCAAAUGGUGGAGAUGAAUUUCAACCGAACAAAGGAGAGCACAGAAAAGAUGACAAAUCUAAUGACUGUGGUACGUACUCUGUGUUGCCUCGUGGUAUACUAUAACAGAAGAGUCUGGCACCUCGCUGCUUUGGAGAUGUGCUUCAGUGUUCUCCCUAUGCCAAUUACAGCCAUACGAAAUGCAUUAGCUUCCAUUUGUGAGUUAAUACAGUGUCUGUGUCCCAAAUGGGACCCUACUAUCUACACAGUGCACUACGGGCCCUGGUCAAAAGUAGUGCAUUAAAUAGGGAAUCAGCUGUUGAACACGUCUAACAUGGAAAUAAGACUGUGUUCUGUCGUCUGUACUGCAGUACUUUGCCAAUGUCUGCAGUCUGGUUGGAAUCUGUUGUAUGGUGUCCAUUGCUAGCUUAGUUCCAGAUCUGUCUUGUUAAUGUCUAUGGUCGUUAUAGUUAACAAGGGUGUAGGCAGAAGUUCCCCAGACUAUGUUGCUGAUCUUAUGUCAGUUUUUCAUUUCCCUCACUAAAUGGUUAAGGUUAGGAUUGGGGGAGGGAAGCUGAUCCUAUAUCUGUACCUAGGGGAAACAUCACCCCAGAGUAGUAAAUAAGACAGGGCAAAUAGAUCUGGGAUCAGGUGGACCAUCUGACCACCACUGGCUAAGUUGAGAGUUCAAUAAUAAGUGCCUGAGAUGCCAUGCAGUUCCUGAAUAGGGAAAACAAUGUGGAUUGUUCCUUGUUGUAGCUAAGUAGACACAACACCAUCACACCAUGUGUUUUUAACAUAAUAUUAUCAUCUCUACAGCACAGUAUGUGUUUUGAUUGUUUUGGGUCUUUUUUACAAUGAGAAGCCUCUGCACAGCUGAUCAGUGUAUUUGUAUCCUGUCUGUUUGACAUUGCCUUCACAAUGCUGUGCGUAUCAUGAUGUUUAAAGUAUAAAGCUAUUGUAAGCACAGUGCAAUUGUUUUUCAGACUUUGACAUGAUAUGUUUAGACAUGUAUACAGACACGUUUCCUGUACAUAUCACAUUUAGAAUAAAAGGAAGGCAGUUUCAUCCUGUU